AUGUAAGUUUAAGGUGAAAAACAAAAAUAAAUUAUAAAUUUAAUGUAAAAUAAUGUAAGACAAUCUUCAAAGAGUAGAUUAUUACUGUCUAUGAUUGACAAUUACUAAAAAUCUCCUGAUGAUGAGGCUUUACUUGAAGCAUAAAAAAAUAGUUCAGUUGCUCAAAUUGAAAAGCGGUUCAAAAAAAGCUAAGCUAAUCAUACAUAUGCUUUUCCAAGAACAGAUGAAAAUAACCAAAAGUUUAAGUCAGAAUCUCCAAUAGCUAAGUAAUUUUCACCUAAAGAAUAAACUAUAUAGAAAGACAACUUUAAAGAUCUUUUGAAAAAAAUUUAUCUCUCUAAUUAAAAGAAAAAUUCAAGAAAAACAUAACUUAAUCCUGAAUUUAUCAAGUAAUAAUAUUCAAUACUGCAGCAAUCUCAUCGAAAAUCAUUUUAAACUGUAAAUAAAUCUAAAUUAUAACAUUCCUUAAGUUAAAAUAGACUUUUAACUGAUGUAGCUUAAAAAUAAAGUUAUUCUAGGGGAUAAUCCCCAGAAAACAAAUUGUUCUAUUCAAAUCGGCCAGUUGGAAUUCAGCUUUCUAAGUUUAUAAAUUAAAAUGUCAACGAAAAGCAAAGAUCCUAAUAAAAUUUCAAUUAACACUCUUGUAGAAGCUUUGAAUUAAGAUAUUAGUUUAAUAAAUCGCCUUAUUCCUUACUUUAAAAUAAAAGCUUUGAUUUAAUUAAAUAGCUUCCAUAAUUUUCAAGUCUAUACAAAGUAAAAUCUAAAAAUAAUUGA
Molecule: messenger RNA, 774 nt
Organism: Paramecium sonneborni
Lineage: Eukaryota; Ciliophora; Oligohymenophorea; Peniculida; Parameciidae
Source: the annotation of a GenBank genome assembly